Molecule: messenger RNA, 2096 nt
Organism: Apus apus (common swift)
Lineage: Eukaryota; Metazoa; Chordata; Aves; Apodiformes; Apodidae
Gene: MIS18A
Product: MIS18 kinetochore protein A
Exons: 6
Coding region: 1-1263 (420 amino acids)
Biological process (GO): CENP-A containing chromatin assembly; chromosome segregation
Cellular component (GO): chromatin; nucleus; chromosome, centromeric region
Source: RefSeq, a predicted model, not a curated record
AUGAAACAGCAGUCCUUAAAAUACAAUCCCCGCUUCCUGGUGGCUGGACCAGCGCCAGCUGGAUCGCAGACCCUUCCCUCUCAGGAUCCCGAAGCCACACAGCGCUCUCUGGAGCUAGGGGAAACAGCCGGCCUGAGGGACAUUUCUGAGCCGCUCUUGAGGCGAAAACCUAAGGAAGUCCUGACAAACCGCUUCAAAAAUAACGGCUGUAUCGCCAUAACCGUGUGUUUCGCUUCGCUGCUUUGGCAAGGGCUGGAAGGGCAGGCUCCUAACCGCGAGCAAGGCGGAGCUGGGCAAGGUGUCGGGCCCUCGGCGGCUACGGGCGGUUUCUCCAGCACAUCGCCGCCCGGUCCGCACCUGCCGAGCUCCCUCACACCCAGCGACCUCCUUAAGCGCUGCUCCGACCGGCAGCCCCCCCGCGGCCGCCCCGGUAACGGCCGCCCCGGUAACGGCCGCCCCGGUAACGGCCGCCGCAGCAACCACCGCCCCGGUAACGGCCGCCCCGGUAACGGCCGCCCCGGCAACCGCCGCCCCGGUAACGGCCGCCCGGUAACGGCCGCCUGGCAGCGGCGCGAGGCGUGGCGGCGGGCCUUUCCCGCCCCGGCGCAGGAAGGGCGGGCUCCGGCCGCCGCCGCUUCCGGCGCGGGCCAUUCGAAGGGAAUGGCGGACCGGGGCUGCCUGCCGCCCGACCUGGCGGCGGAGCUGGACUCCUCCCUGACCCUGCUGGGGGGAGCCGGCGGGCGGCGGGCAGCGGAGCAGCAGCAGCAGCAGCAGGCGGAGGCGGAGAGCAGCGACCUGCUGCCCAUGGUGUUCCUGUGUGCCGGCUGCAAGCGGCCGGUGGGCGACACGCUGAGCUGGGUGACCAGCGACGAGGAGUCGGGCUCCAUCCUGUUGCGCAGUGCGGCCGCCAGCGUCUCGGUGGACAAGGAACAGCAGCUCUCCAAGCGGCCCGGCGAGUCCGGAUGCAUGGUUGAAGCAUUGUUGUGCUCUGGCUGCUCAAGGACACUUGGCAACAUCUACAGGUGCACCCCAAAGCAUCUAGACUUCAAGAGGGACUUGUUCUGUUUUGAUAUUGAUUCAAUUGAAAGUUACAUUCUAGGAUCCUCAGAAAAGAAAGCUCAUACUGAUGAGGAACCUUUAACUCUUGAAAGUCGAGCUCUCUUGGAAGAGGUGCUACAAAAGGCAGACACUGUGUUAAAGGCUCUGGAGGCAAAAGUGACUGCUGCUGAAUCAAGUAUAACUUCUCUUUGUGACAAAGUCUGAAAGAAGUUGCAUGCAGGAGGAUGACGUAUGCAAAGCUUGUCCUUGUCCUCUUCUGGAAUCCAUGGGAACAUUGCAGAAGCUGUGCAAAGAACUGAAAGACACUGGUGGCUUAUGCUGUGGUAGAAUGAUGCUGAUUGAGUCUUCACCGUGGACAAGGAGUUCCUCUCUUCACUGUUAAGAGGAUACUCCAGAAAUAGAUUAUUUUUUUUUUUUUCAUCAAUUUUCUGUAGACUUCUGACUUGGAGAUAAAAAUUUAAAUACAUAUUUACAUACGAAAGCAAAGGAUUUAUCUCCUUUCCUCCCUGCUAUUCAACAUCUUCUGUGGUGUGUGUGCUUCUCCUGAAGCCAAUUAAAAUAAAUAGUCCCUGUGAUGUCUGAAUGAACAACAUAUGUAAUUUUUCUUGUUUCCGCAGCCUUUGCUUGAUCUGUGCUUAGAGAUGGAAAUGGUACAAUAACUUUUUGGAGUGGUUUGUUGGUUUUUGUUUGUUGGUUGUUUUUGGGUUUUUUUGCAAGGACAAACCUAAAAUGUAACGUAAAAGACUUUAAAAGCGUUAGGUAAAACAGCUUUCCACACAGUAUUGAAGGUCAUAUGUUUUAUAGCUUCAGGGGGAGGAAAAUGAGGCUGGUUGGUGGAGGCACACCUUUAAGCAAAGCUAGGUGUGUAUUUGAGCAAUGAAUUAAAAGUGCUAAUUAAGAAUACUUAGCAGUAUUUUGUUGUUUUAAUGCAGAUAUUUUGGCUGUUUGUCUUUGAUCUGCUUAUUUUAACUGUCAGUGUUUUUUAAAUAGUAUGAUUGUUCCAAGUAAUUUUUUUCAAAUAAAACAAAAGCAAGCAA